AAAAUAUUUCAAAAAUAUAGAUGAUGUAAUUUAUAAUGUAUUAAAGGUAGAUUCUUGCUUUUAACUCUUUCAGCAGGGUUAUAACUUGAUUGUAAAACUGAAUGUGAUGGUGAUCAUUAUUGUUACUUGGGAUAAUGUUAUUCAUGUUUCUAUUUUAGAAAAUAAUGUAUUUAAAUAUGAUAAUUUUAAGGGGAAGCAAAAAUUCCUGAUUUUGGCGUUUUGAUUGGUAAAGGAAAUGAAGUACCAGCAUAUUCUUGUUAAAACGAUACUGAACAUUUAGACGAACUUCAACAUUUUUUACAUCCUAAUGAGACAGGAUUUAAUUAGACAAUAUAUGUUGGAUUAAAGUAUAAUUUUAAUGAAAUUAGAUAUCAAUGUGUUCAUUAUGCCAGAAAUUAUUGGAUUUAAAAAUUCGGAUCAGCUUUCCCUGAUGUUGACACAGCAGAUCAAAUUUUUAAUCUUACUUAUGCUAUAGAUUAUGGAAAUGGAAUUUAUAGAAAUUUAACUAAAUUUUAUAAUGGAAUGUCUAAUAAUAUAAAGGCUGGUGAUUUAUUAAUAUGGAACAAAAAAUAACCUUAUUUCCCAUAUGGGCAUGUUGCUGUAGUUUUGGAUGUGUAAUUGGAAGUUGAGAUACCAUUUAUUACAAUAGGAGAACAAAAUUAUGAUGAUUUAUGGGAUUCUAAUUAUUAUGCAAGGAAACUUAAAAUUUCUCUAAGUAAUUUCGGAUUGGUUUACAUAAUAAAUGAGAGAGAAGUUAAUGGGCUUUAGCCUUAAGAAAAGUGUAAGGAUUACAAUGGAAGUGCAGAUGAUGUCAUUAUAGGUUGGGUAAGACUAAAUUAUUGAUG
This is a messenger RNA of Paramecium sonneborni, 845 nucleotides long. NCBI's taxonomy places the organism in Eukaryota, Ciliophora, Oligohymenophorea, Peniculida, Parameciidae. The record is from the annotation of a GenBank genome assembly.